AUGCCAGUUUUCGACCCACUGAACAGCGAUUAUUCAAGUAAAUUGCUCACGGCGAUCGGAAGAAAGUUGUACUUGAACUCUAAACUGGCCGAUGUUCACUUUGUUUUCGGAGCAAAUGAUCACAACGAACGAGUGCCGGCCCAUAAAGCUCACUUGAUGGCUGGCAGCGAUGUCUUCGCCACAAUGUUCAAUGGAUCGUGGAAGGAGAAAGAUGAGGUUGAGAUCGCGUACGCAUCUGCUGCUGUUUUCAAGGAAUUUCUUCAAUUCUUCUACUUCGGGCAAGUCAAACUGACGAUGGAAAACGUCGCCGCAGUGAUGAACCUCGGUGAAAUGUACAACGUAGCCGAGUGCUUGACGGUGUGCAGCAAGUUUCUAAAGAAUAAUCUCAACGAUGACAACGUCUGUCGCCACUAUGAAUUGGCAAUCUUGUCCAAUCAGAAGAGCUUGAAAAAGGCAUGUGAAACAUUUAUUGGAUCGAAUAUCAAAGCAGUACUCAAGUCCACCGACUUCCUGACAUGUGAUCAGAAGAUGUUGGCUCAAAUACUGCAGCUGGAUUGGAUGCUGUGCUCAGAGGUUGAGCUCUUUGAGGCGUGUAUGUCGUGA
Molecule: messenger RNA, 603 nt
Organism: Sitodiplosis mosellana (orange wheat blossom midge)
Lineage: Eukaryota; Metazoa; Arthropoda; Insecta; Diptera; Cecidomyiidae
Product: BTB/POZ domain-containing protein 3-like
Exons: 1
Coding region: 1-603 (200 amino acids)
Molecular function (GO): protein binding
Source: RefSeq, a predicted model, not a curated record